Messenger RNA from Rhinolophus ferrumequinum (greater horseshoe bat), 4137 nucleotides. RefSeq names its product protein phosphatase, Mg2+/Mn2+ dependent 1K (gene PPM1K). Gene Ontology annotation, molecular function: protein serine/threonine phosphatase activity; cation binding. Lineage: Eukaryota; Metazoa; Chordata; Mammalia; Chiroptera; Rhinolophidae. The record is from RefSeq and is a predicted model, not a curated record. The transcript is spliced from 7 exons. Gene Ontology annotation, biological process: protein dephosphorylation. The coding region runs from base 380 to 1498 and encodes 372 amino acids.
CAAUUGCGGGGAGGCUCGUUCCCCUCGGAAUCUAUGAUUGAUGUGACGGGCGGCUGGGGCACCGCCUCUCCAAAGCGCCGAGUGGACCGAGUUGCUGUCAGUCAGCAGGAACAGAUUUCCCCUUUUCCAUCUGGCCCACUGCUGGCGACAAAUACUCGAAAAUUUCCAGCAGACGAGCCAGUGGCUGUUCUAAGUUCUUCCUCCCGGGAUCAGAAGUAUCGGAGAAGGCACUCUUAUUUACCGACAAAAAAGCCCCUCCCCCGCCUUCCGUUAGCUAAUUAAAGUUUUCGCCAUCACGAGUUGCAUCAGUUUUCUUGAAGACAUUCCAUUAUUGUUCCAUUGACCUUUCCCUGAUUACUGAGUCCUCUGGAGUUGAGUUAUGUCAACAGCUGCCUUAAUCACUUUGGUUAGAAGCGGUGGGAACCAGGUGAGAAGGAGAGUGCUGCUAAGCUCCCGCCUGCUGCAGGACGACAGGCGGGUGACGACCACAUGCCACAGCUCCACUUCAGAGCCCAGGUGUUCUCGAUAUGACUCGGAUGGUAGUGGUCGUCCCGCCACCUGGGAUAAUUUUGGGAUCUGGGAUAACCGCAUUGAUGAGCCAAUUCUGCUGCCGCCCAGCAUUAAGUAUGGCAAGCCCAUACCCAAAAUCAGCUUGGAAAACGUGGGCUGCGCUUCACAGAUUGGCAAACGGAAAGAGAAUGAAGACAGAUUUGACUUUGCUCAGCUGACAGAGGAGGUCCUGUAUUUUGCCGUGUAUGAUGGACAUGGUGGACCUGCAGCUGCUGAUUUCUGCCACACCCACAUGGAGCAAUGCAUCAUGGAUUUGCUUCCUAAAGAGAAGAACUUGGAAACUGUGUUGACCUUGGCUUUUCUAGAAAUAGAUAAAGCCUUUGGGAGGCAUGCCCACCUGUCUGCUGAUGCAACCUUUCUGACAUCUGGGACUACUGCAACAGUAGCCCUGUUGAGAGAUGGUAUUGAACUGGUUGUAGCCAGUGUUGGGGAUAGCCGGGCUAUUCUGUGUAGAAAAGGAAAACCCAUGAAGCUGACCACUGACCAUACUCCAGAAAGAAAAGAUGAAAAAGAAAGGAUCAAGAAAUGUGGUGGUUUUAUAGCUUGGAAUAGUCUGGGACAGCCUCAUGUGAAUGGCAGACUUGCUAUGACAAGGAGUCUUGGAGAUUUGGAUCUGAAAAGAAGUGGUGUGAUAGCAGAACCUGAAACAAAGAGGAUUAAGCUCCAUCAUGCUGAUGACAGCUUCCUAGUCCUCACCACAGAUGGAAUUAACUUCAUGGUGAAUAGUCAGGAGAUUUGUAACUUUGUCAAUCAGUGCCAUGACCCUCGUGAAGCAGCCCACGCAGUGACUGAACAGGCAAUACAGUAUGGAGCUGAAGAUAACAGUACUGCAGUAGUAGUGCCUUUUGGUGCUUGGGGAAAAUACAAGAACUCCGAAAUCAGCUUCUCGUUCAGCAGAAGCUUUGCCUCCAGUGGACGAUGGGCCUGAUGGCUUGCCAGGACUUUGAGUUUCUGUGCAACUGUUUUUCACUAAAUGUAUGAAGAAACUGAUUAGAUCAAAAAAGCCAGCUGUACCAGAGAGAGCCUGUGACUCAUUCGAUCAGUAUACAAACCAGUGGAAACUUAAUAAUCAUUUACGUAGUAGUUUUUCAGAAAUACCCACUAUAUUUAUGUUCAACUGUACAUAGUAUAAAUAUAUGUGUGAUUCAGCUAUUGUGACUCUCUAAGUUAAGUGAACAAAUGAAAAGUGGUUUUGAUAUACUUGCUGAGUGUGAAAUUUCUAAUUUUUAAAACUCUUAGGCAGCUAUGCGUUUCUUUUGAUCACAUUUGUUCUUUAUUCAUUUGAAUAGGUUCUUGUCUUCAAGUUCUUCAAGAGUAGUUAGUGUUUUGACAGCUAUCCAGUAGAUUAUCAGCAAGUGUUUCAAUUUUUAACAACUGUACCAAGGAGUAAGUGUGAGACAGUUCUCUUACUAUAUUUUGUAUUCUGGACUGCUUACUGGGAAAUACAACAAUGUAAAAGAAAUUAAUUCAGAUGAUAUGCCACUGCUAAAUUAUGUACAUAUUUAUAAACAGUGCACUUACAGAUUUUAAUUGUGGCACCAGAUGCACAGUUCAUUCCUGUUUUGUAGCUAAGAAUGCUAUAGAGAUAUGACUAUUCCUUCAUAUCAAAAAAAUGCACAGGCUAAGAUUCCUUUGGUCAAAGCUAUAUAAAGUUAAAUACCAAUGGCAUCGAGUAUCUUGCACAAAGUUUGCAUUUGUUAUCUCUAUGUUUUGUAUAUAGUAUGUUUAUAUCACUUUCUAGAGUAAGCAUGUUAGAUAAUUGUCAGUAAAAAUAAUACCACAUUGACUGAUAUUGCUACAGAUGUAGCUUGAGGUUUAUGUCUUUUUGCUUAUUUCUAAGACUCAUAAGAAGGGAUAAAUCUAAAACAUUAAAACAUUCUAUAUUUCAGCUUGCUAUGUAAUUUGGGAAUAUAAAACUAUACUACCUUAUAUUUGCAUGUAAGUUUGCUGUUAAAAUGUGAAUCUCUAAAUGUGUGUUUGGAAUUAUCUGCAGUUUCUUUCUGCAGACAGUAUAAAUUUGUUAUUAAGUGUGAGUGUAUGUACAUAUGUAUAUUUUGAAGUAAUAGAAAACUAAAGGGAACAAUCCUGCAUAACUCCUUCACCAGUUAGCUUUAAAUUAUUGAUAUGUUUAUACCUAAGAUCUCUUGAUAAACUGAGGGCAGUUUUAUAGUGGAGAACCAAUGGUUAUUGUGGCAGAUGAGGAAAUAGAUUAAAAAUGGCUGUAGGAGAUAUUUUAUGGUGGAUAACUUAUGUGGAAAACCCAGGAACAGAACCAGCAUGUUGAAGCUACACUGUUAUAUGGUAAUUUGCAUAUAAAAUAAUACGAUGUGAGAAAAAUACUGAGUGUUAAGAAUGAGGUGGAGAUUUGUAGAAACAACAGCAAAAGAAAGCAUAAAGAUAAAGUUGGUGUAGUAUAUAAGUUCAACUCUCAGUUUUCAGGGUUGACUUAUUUUCUUGAAGUUUAAAGGCUUGUUAGAAGGAAGAGGGCCCAACAUAUUUACAUCUUCUCACCUUUUUGGGGAUGGAAGAAAAUAAAUAUUGAGUUUUCCAGCCUAUAUUAAUCAGGAAUUGUACUUGGGGAAAAAUGAUAAAGAAAUAUUUCAGGUUUGUUUUUUUUUCCCCAAGGAAAUUUGGUGAAAGAAAGAAAACACUGCAGGAAAGAACAUAGUCUCCUAUUUGUUGUCUGAGAAGUGAGGACCCAAAUGUAGACUAAGAAAGCUUGAAAACUUCCUUGCUUUUUCUGAGUCAGGUCCUGGAACUUAAAUAUAGAAGGUACACUUAGGAGUAUGGAGAAUUUCCAAACUAACAAGUAAACAAAAACUCUAAAGCACAAAAUGACAUUUAAAGAUGUAAGUUUCAUUUUUGUUUUGAAUUCUUCACAUCACUAUUCCCUUUUUACUUUAAAAACUAUGGGUGGAAGUGGUGUUAUCAAGUUGAAAGGUCUAAGAAUCACUGAUGCAUUGGAGUGGUUUGCCAGGUUUGACAAGGGAAUUUGUAGGGUUGUGUAGGUAUGGGUCAGGGGUGGGGCUUUGCUCUACUUCACCUCAAAAGCUUUUAAAACCCAAAACCAGUCAACUGUGACUAAGGCAUAAAACAUUCUGGUGUUUGUGUUUUAAGCUACACUGUUGAAGAAUAAUUUGUAGAUUAUUAUAAUCCAUAAAAGAUAAGCAUACGUGGUUAGGCUUCUAAGUCUAUUACUCGGAAUUAUGCAAAUUGUAGUGGGAAGAAAAGGGCUGUUCUAAAUAUAGUUUUUUAGUUAUAACUGUGAAUUUGCCAUUUGACUAUUACCAUGUGGGUAUAGGUAUGGUGUAAAUGUAAUUAAACUUAAAUCAAUUGUAUUUAUGUUUGCCUUUCAUUUAUAUGUUGUCUAUAAGUCAUCCCCCUAAAAUAUGUUGCCAAACUUUAUUUGCCAAAAUUUUUCUGGCAAAAUUAUCUUGAAAUCAUUGUGAUUUUUCACAACUAUUGUGUUUCCCCGAAAAGAAGACCUAGCCGGACCAUCAGCUCUAAUGCGUCUUUUGGAGCAAAAAUUAAUAUAAGACCCAGUCUUAUAUUACAUUAUAUUAUAUU